Molecule: messenger RNA, 2058 nt
Organism: Microbotryum saponariae
Lineage: Eukaryota; Fungi; Basidiomycota; Microbotryomycetes; Microbotryales; Microbotryaceae
Source: the annotation of a GenBank genome assembly
AUGUUCGUCAGCGGCGCUCAAGCUUCGGCCGACAAGCUGCCUGACGGCGCGGCCGUCAUCGCGCACUGGUCGGUGCUGCGGAGACUGCAGCAGGUGUUGACCACUCAGCGGUACUUUGGUUUUGUCGCCGGCCUGCUGUUCGUGUUCGAAGUCGCGUUGUUGGCCCUCAUCAUUCGAUUCAUUCCAUGUACGUGCGAUGUGCUCAGCUGUGCGCGACGGGGAUGGGCAGGUUGCUGCCGAGGUUUCAAGUUGGGCGUCGUUCGGUAUCCACGUGUCCACUGCGCACGUCCGUUUUUGGCGGCGGGCAAAGUACCCCUGCCCCUGAAUGGUUCAGUUCCACGUUGGGCAUAAGCCAUCGCUCACCGAUCAUCGCCUGUGAUGUUCCACUCGCUCCGUGUUUACACACAGAUACCGAGAUCGACUUCUCAACCUACAUGCAACAGUCGAGCUUGUUCAUCAGCGGCGAGCGACAGUACUCCCUCAUCAAAGGGGAUACCGGCCCACUGGUGUCAGUCCCCCGCGCGGCUCAUUUGAUCGGGUUGCAUCAGAGUUCGCAGUGGGACUGACCGGUACUUGCACGCUGCUCGUCUCAGAUACCCCGCGGGCUUUCUGUAUAUCUAUUCGGGGAUCCAUUACAUUACACGGGGGGGACUCGACAUCAGAACCGCCCAGAGCCUGUUUGCGCAGCUGUACCUCGUCACGCUCGGUUUCGUAUUUGAGAUUCUCCGACGAUGCGGCAGCGUACGUCUACCUGGUCAUGAAGAGGCACACUGACCCACAUGGACACACCCUACUCACUGGAGUUUUCUUAUGUUUCAUCUCAUAUACACAGGUCCCCCCGUACGCUUUGGUGCUGCUGUGUCUUUCAAAGCGACUGCACUCGAUCUACGCCCUCCGGCUCUUCAAUGAGGCGCCGGCGAUGCUACUGUUCUACGCAGCCGUCCUGGCGUGGACGAGGCCGAAUGGUGGCCCCAAGAUUUGGACCACGGGUACUUUGCUUUUCUCGUCAGUUGGCAUCCCCACCUCGCAUCCGAUGUCCUCAGUCAAUCUGCGGCUGAUGUGUGCUUUCCUCUGGGUGCUGUCAGCCUCGCGCUCUCAAUCAAGAUGAACUUCCUGCUGUACCUUCCGGGUCUCUUGUAUCUAUUCUACACGUCCCUCGGUGUUUAUAAGAUGCUUCUGCAGCUCCUCGCCAUCGGAUCGACCCAGAUGUUGCUUGCGGUACCGUUCCUGGGCACGCGAGCAAAGGCAAUCGAUUACUUCGCGACCUCGUUCAACUUUGGUCGCGAUUUCCUGUGGGAGUGGACCGUCAACUGGCGCUGGGUUGGGCAGCCUCUCUUCGAAGGCCGUGGCUUCAGCGAACUCUUACUGGUAUCGCAUGCUGCUAUUCUGAUCGUGUGCGGUCUGACUUGGAGCUGGAAGGAAAGCGGACCAGUAAGGCUGCUGAGGCAAGGGCUCAAACGACCGAACGAAGCGCCUCUCUCGUUCGCGCCGACGCCCGAACGUGAGUACCUGACCACAACCUCCUCCGCUAGAGGAGCACUUUUAUGACAUCCUCGAGGAGUGGCACUGACAAACUAGCUCCGUGCUCCUUGAUUCUCAGGCGUUUGCAAGAUCCUCUUCCUCUCGAAUCUCGUCGGGAUUGUGUUUGCGCGCUCGUUGCACUACCAAUUCUACGCUUGGUAUGCGCAUCAAAUCGUCUUUCUACUAUGGCAGACUGAGUUCAACUUGGUACAAAGGUGCGUCCCUCACAUGCCCCCAUAGGGUCCUCUCAGUAGCCUUUGCUCAUCAGCUCACGAAGGGCCUGCUUUCUUCCCGCGCCCCAGAGUCGGCCUGUGGCUCGCCAUCGAAGUGGGCUGGGAGACCUUUCCGUCGACGACCAAUUCGAGUCUUGCCUUGACUAUAGCAAACCUUGUCAUCAUUGCUGGGGUCUUGUACAAGACGGUGGUCGCCGCGUCGCACUCGGUCUUGGCUCAGGAGAAAUCAGGCUGGCCGGCGGCUUUGGUGGAUUUCGUCACCGAUGACAAGGAAGCAUCGAGUGCCACUGUGAUCGAGUCGUGA